Messenger RNA from Lactuca saligna, 3252 nucleotides. Lineage: Eukaryota; Viridiplantae; Streptophyta; Magnoliopsida; Asterales; Asteraceae. The record is from the annotation of a GenBank genome assembly.
AUGGUGUUCGUAAUGUGGGCGAUUAGGCCAAAAGGCGAGACGUAUGACAUCACAAAUGAAUAUGAGCGUGUACCAACAAUGUUCAACAUAAAGCUACACCAUGGUGGAAAUUUUACGAAGCUUCCAAACACGAAAUAUGUUAAAGGUGAAGUGCGAUAUAUUGAUUUAGUAGACAUUGAUGAGUUCUCAGUUCAUGAACUAGACGCAAUGAUGCUAGAGCUAGGUUACUCUGUACCCCCAGUAAUAUAUUACCAUUUUAGGAUUCCUCAUGAAGACUUGGAUUUUGGCCUCAGAGCUUUAGGGAAUGAUAAUGAUGUCUUGAAUUUGGCUCAGUAUAUUGGAGAUAACAAGGUCAUUGAAGUGUAUACAGAACAUGGAAAAACUAAUUUGCUGACCUAUUUUAUGUCUCCAAAAGGAAAGCAAAAAGUUAUUAUUAAGGAGCUCUGUGAUGGUGAUCUUCCAAAAGAAGCAAAUGUACCUCAAGUACCAGCAAAGGAUAAAACCCCAAUGAUAGAUGAAGCUAAUGAUCAAACACAGUUGGCAGGGUAUAUGUCCUUGAUACUCUUUGACAAAGUCCCUACACAAGUUUCACCACAGUAUAGAAGAAAUGGAAGGGUGAACUCAAUAGUUGGUCAAAGUUCUUGUGCCAAAAAGCUUUGUUUAGUUGAAUUGGAUGAUGUAGUAGAAGAUCAAGGUGGUGAUCAUGCUAAAUUGGAUGAUGUUGUACAAGAUCAAGGUGGUGAGAAUCCUAAAUUAGAUGAUGUGGUACAAGAUCAAGCUGGUGAGCAUGCUAACAUGAAUGAUGUGGUUCAAGAUCAAGAGGUUGAGCAUGCUAACAUGGAUGAUGUGGUACAAGAUCAAGGUGGUGACCAUGAUAACUUUGAUUAUGAUGAAUUUCAUUAUGAGAACUUUUCUCAUGAGAAUGUUGAAGAUGAGAAUGUUGAAGACCAUUAUCAACCACCAGAAGAUGAGAAUGUUGAAGACCAUCAGUCUGAACAUGAAAAGUCUGCUGACAGUGAUGAUCUUAGGCAACAAUCAGAAGAACAAUAUGAUGAACUUGUUGAUGAUGAAAACAAUGUAUCAGAAGUGGAGGUGGAUAUGACUGACUUUAACCUCAAUCUUGAUAAGGAUUAUGGUUGUGUUCAAAUGGAUGGGUUUCAUAACGGGGUUGGGACAAAUGAUGAACAUGAGGACAUAGAAGUCAUUGACAAUGAUAGAUGGGAUUCUUUAGAUGAAGGGUCAGAAGAUGAAAGGAAAAGAAGAUGUGUUCUUAAAAAUCUAGCUAAGGAGAAAAGAUGCAGUCUUGGCAAUGUCCAUAAGGCCAGUUUUUAUGUUGGGCAAAAGUUUAAAUCAAAGAAAGAAUUGAAAGAAAAAAUUGACAUGCACGCACUAGAAACUAGGAGGAAUUUAUAUUAUAAAAAGAAUGACAAGAUUAGACUUCGGGCAUUGUGUAGAGGUGUAGUCCCUGUCAUCAAUGCAAGUGGGGUGGUUGGCCUUAAUCCCAAAAAUAAAACCAAGGGCAAAGAGGUAAAUUCAGAAAAAGUAAACUGUAGUUGGUUCCUUCAUGCUUCUAGGUCAAACACAGAAUCUCCCUGGUUUGUAAGGACAUUAAAUGACAACCAUACUUGCCUUCAAAGUAGGAAGAUUAGAGCUUGCACUGCUACUUUUAUAUCCAAGCGAAUCAUGGACCAAAUCGACACGAAUCCAGGGAUUCCUCUUCGAGCAUUGCAGGAACAACUUCAAAAGGACUUCGAGGUAGGUAUUUCUAUUGACAAAGUAUUCAGGGCCAAGGCUAUUGCUACUAAGACCGUGGAGGGUGACUAUACGAAACAAUAUGAGAUCUUGAGGGACUAUGUCCUUGAAUUGCAAGCAACCAAUGUUGACACAACUGUCAAGAUUGAUGUUUACAGUGAACAAAACCCAUCAAACCCAACGAGGAGGUUUAAAAGAAUCUACAUUUGCUUAGGUCCCCUGAAAAAAGGUUUUAAGGCUGGCCUCAGGGAUCUUUUGGGUUUCGAUGGUGCGCAUAUGAAAGGACCAUUUCCUGGGCAGGUUCUAACAGCAGUUGGGUUGGACUCUAACAAUGGUAUUUACCCCCUUGCUUAUGCCAUUGUUGAGACAGAGAACAAAAGUAGUUGGGUAUGGUUCUUGCAGUGUUUAGGAGAAGACUUGGAUCUUGGUUCAAACUCUAACUUUACUUUUAUCACAGAUCGACAAAAGGGUUUAAUACCAGCAAUAGCCCAACUAUUCCCAUGUGCUGAGCACAGGUAUUGUCUCAGGCACAUACAUCAGAACAUGAGAGUGAAAUGGAAAUUGAAAGAGUACAAGGAUCAUUUAUGGAGAUGUGCAACUGCAACCACUGUACCUGAAUUUGAGCAUUGCAUGAAAGAAUUUAGCAACUAUGACAAGGAGGCAUGUGAAUGGCUUAGAAAGAUUCCUCCAAAACACUGGGCAAGAAGCCAUUUUACAGGCAGAGCAAUCUCUGAUAUACUGUUAAACAACCUUUGUGAGGUAUUUAACAGCAAGAUAAUAAAGGGAAGAGAUAAGCCUAUCAUAGGUUGUUUGGAGUAUAUUAGACAAUACCUGAUGAAGAGAAUCUGUAAUGUUAUGAAGGUGAUGGACAAGGCAAAAGGGCCUUUAACACCCACUGCAACAACCAUAUUGGAUGUAAACAAGUCUCAUGCAUCACAUUACAUUGCUAGGUGGAAUGGGGGUGAGAAAUACCAAGUCACUGGGGCAUGGCAAGACCAACAUGUUGUAGAUGUUAGGAACAACACAUGUACUUGCAGGAAGUGGGAGCUAAUAGGCAUCCCAUGUAAACAUGCCAUUGCAACCCUUAAUGAAAUGACCAAGAACUCAGAGGAUGUUGGUGACAUUUACAAGUGGGUCAAAAAGGUAUAUUGGUUGGAUACAUGGAAGAAUGCAUAUUCCUAUAAGGUAGAGCCCAUAAAAGGAAGAAUAAUGUGGCCUAAAAGUUUGUGUCCCACAACACUUAUCCCUCCAAUUCAUCAUAAGCAAAUAGGUAGGCCUACAAAGAAGAGGAAGAAAAGUGAGGAUGAAAAAUUGAGUCAGAGUCAAAGAGGGAGUCAAAGUCAGACUGGUACUCAUGGUGUAAGUCGGGAAGAAGGCUGUAAAGUAGGUCCUGAUGGAGUUCAAAAAUUAACAAGGAAAUAUGUCAGUGUAACAUGUGCAAAAUGCAAAAACAAAGGUCACAACUCAAGGACAUGCAAAGGUCAAGGAGGUGGAAGUUAG